Messenger RNA from Paramuricea clavata, 2809 nucleotides. Lineage: Eukaryota; Metazoa; Cnidaria; Anthozoa; Malacalcyonacea; Plexauridae. The record is from the annotation of a GenBank genome assembly.
AUGGUGGUUGAUAUUCACCAAGGACACUACGGUUAUGAAUGUGUUGGCGAGGCUAUACGCAGGUAUAUUGAACAUUUAUUUAACAUGAUGUGGCAAUGUAAAUUAAGUUUGUUUUAUUUGAAAGAACAUUUAAAAUUAUAUAUAAACUUCAAAAUUAUAUAUAAACUAUAUAUAAACUAUAAAUUAAAAUUAUAUAUAAACUAUAUAAACUAUAUACAGUUUAUAUAGUUUAUAUAUAUAGUUUAUGUACUAUUUAAAAAACGAGCAGGAGUUUUUAUUAGGUUUAAAGCCACGAGCGCGCAGCGCGAGUGGCUUUAGACCUAAUAAAACACGACCUGUGAGUUUUUUAAAUGGCUUCAAAAACGUUUGCAUAAUAAGUCAAAUCUUUAUAUAAGAAUCUUGAUAUAAAAAUCUUUAUAUAAAAAUCUUUAUAUAAAAAUCUUUAUAUAGUUUGCAUAACAAUGGUCUUUUGUUAAAGUGUUCUUUAGUUGGUAUAAAGACGUAAGCACGUGACUAAUUUCUUACUCAAGAUUGGAUAAUUGCUUCAUGAAUUAUUAAUGAGUUUUUGAAAUAGUUUUCAAACACUCAUUAAUAAUUCAUAAGCUUAUUGGCAAAUCAUGUCAACCAUAAUAUGUCACGUGCAGUGGCUUUAAACACUCCUAAUUAGUAUUCUUUAUAUAAAGAAUACUAAUAAAGCAGUAUAUCUAUAUUGAAUUUGUAGUCGUGUUUGAAGCCGUUUAAUAAACUCGCAGGUCGUGUUUUAUUAGGUCUAAAGCCACUCGCGCUGCGCGCUCGUGUCUUUAAACCUAAUAAAACACUCCUGCUCGUUUAUUAAACAGUACAUAAACUUCUAAAUUAUAUAUAAACUAUAUUUAUUAAGUCCUGAUUCCACGAGCGCUUUUUGUCAGCGAAAUGCGAAAUAUUUCGCCUGUUUCUUUUGAAUUGUGAGCAAUCAAGUAGAAAUAAUUUUUCGAGUGGUCGCAAUUCAAAAGAAACAGGCGAAAUAUUUCGCAUUUCGCUGACAAAAAGCGCUCGUGGCAUCAGGCCUUUAUAUAAAGUAUAGUGCUUAAUAGAGGUUUCGAGCACUGCAUGAUAAAAGUGAUAAUCUCGCAUGUGAGAUUAUUCAUGAUAAUCUCACAUGUGAAAAGUAUCGCUUUUCAAUUAUCGCUUUUCUGUAAAAAUUAUCGCUUUUCAAAGACUGUUCUUUAUAUAAUAAACAGAAAAAUACAUGGGUGCUUGGAAAUACCAGAUUUAUUUCUCGUGUCGAACAAGAUAUCUCGCUCGUUCGCUUCGCUCACUCGUGAGACAUCAUGUUCAACACACGAAAUAAAUCUGGUAUUUCCAAGCACCCAUGUAUUAUUCUCUAUGUAUAAACUUUUUUUCGAAAUAAUCGACUUAUUUUGAUCAAAAGUGGCGUGCAUUCCGCCAUCUUGGAUACGCAUUCGAUAUGCAUACAAGCAGGGUAAAAAGGAAUUUUUUAUCUUGCAAACCACAUGUCAUUAUCAAUAUGAAACUUCAUUUUCCGAAGUCGUUUACGUAGCUACUUAAUUAACCCACAACAUUUUAAGAAUUAUUCCCACAUGCAUGAACAAGUUUUGACAAGUUUACCCUACUUGUGACGUCAUCAAAAACUCAGUUAACUAGAGGGCACUCAGAGACUGCAUACCUCCGCCCCCAUUGAAUUUCGGUCGUGUGAAAUGCAACUAAGACAAUAGAUAAUGAAGGCUGAAGCUUAAUGAGGUUUAUCAUCUCAUUAAAUUGUCUUCUUAGUACUGCGUGCAUACAUUAUACAAGUCCUAAUUACGCAUUCAGUGAGUUUUUUUUAAUUGAUCGGGAAAAGCAAGACAAAAUUUUGUUCAUUUCUUGUUCAAUUUUUAACCAAAUUCAACCAAAUUUUAAUCAGUUCUUCCUUAGUAUUUCUUGAGUUAUCGUGCUCACAGACAAACACACACACAUACACACACGAAAAAGUUUUAAAAGGUCUUCAUAUAUAAUUUUAAAAGUUCUUUCAAAUCAGACAAAGUUAAUUAUUUAUUGCCUUAUCCCUUUAAAUACGGUAAAAUCUUCAGUGUAGGUGUUAUUUACAACAAAAUCUUAGAUCUACUAAAUUAAUUUUAAUACUAAAUACUAUAUAAAACUAUACUGUUGUUAUAUCUCUAGAUAUCCUGAUUACCGUGGCUACUUGUACAUAAAUGACGACGUGCUUGUGAACUGGUGGACAUUUUACAAACUUGAUAAGGAGAAAAUUUGGCUAGGUGCGGAUAUUUGGAUAGAUACAACUCAUAUCAUGGGGAAAAAAGCAAUACCAGAUAAUUGGUUUUGGCAGAGCAAGUGGAGUAAUUCUGCAAAGGCUUGCGAAGACUCGUACUCAGAAAUCACGCAGCAAUAUCGCUCAAAUGAAUUUUUAAACAUCACGAAAUUGGUAGAAACACAUCUUGUUAAUGGCGAAGGGGAAAAGCGUUGUCUAAAGACGUGGUCGGACAUAUUUUAUGUACCCAAAAGGUUCAGUGAUCAGUUUCAGCGGAUCUCUUUUGUGUUUCAUAAAAAUCGAGUGUUCUUGGAAGCUGCAGUUCCGACCAUUUUGAGUUUCCUAGAUUUACGAAGCUCAUGGGAAAAACAUUUUGGGUUGUAUCUGCCGGACAAGUACGGCUUUCGUAAUUUUGCCGAUGGAAAAUUAGUUUGGGAAAGUUAUACUUAUGGUAUUAAAUUUAUACAUCCCGUUAAAUUUCAUGGGGAUAUAGCCAAACCCAACAGAGAUAAGUUAAAAGAUGAUUUAAUACCUUAUUCUAAACGUUUCACAAAAUGUUAG